Messenger RNA from Salvia hispanica, 1560 nucleotides. Its product is annotated as protein ASPARTIC PROTEASE IN GUARD CELL 1-like. Gene Ontology annotation, molecular function: aspartic-type endopeptidase activity. Gene Ontology annotation, biological process: proteolysis. The record is from RefSeq and is a predicted model, not a curated record. Lineage: Eukaryota; Viridiplantae; Streptophyta; Magnoliopsida; Lamiales; Lamiaceae.
CAGUCACCACCUUAAACCAAAAACAUGGCCCCUCACCCUCUGUCUCUCAACCUAGCCUCCUUCAUUAUCUUUUCUCUCAUCCUCACCUCCUCUGCCGCGGAUGACGAGCACCAAUUCGAGUUCAUGGACGUCGCCGCCGCCCUCAACCAAGCCCGUCAAGUCUUCACUCCGGCGACAACCGUACUACCACAGCAACAACUAUACGGCUCCCCCCCUCUCUCCCUAACCAUCCACCCCCGCUCAACCCUCCCCUCCGCCCGCCCCACCGCCGCCAACUACACCGCCCUCACCCUCUCCCGCCUCGCCCGCGACCAAUCCCGCGUCCACUCCCUCCUCCUCCGCCACUCCCUCUCCCUCUCCCGCUCCUCCGCCUCCGAAUUCUCGCCCCAGCAGUUCCAGUCCCCCGUCACCUCCGGCAUCCGCCUCGGCAGCGGCGAGUACUUCGCCCGCCUCGGCGUCGGCCGCCCCUCCAAGGACUUCUACAUGGUCGUCGACACCGGCAGCGACAUCAGCUGGCUCCAGUGCCAGCCCUGCUCCACCUGCUACGACCAAGCCGACCCCAUCUUCAACCCCUCCGCUUCCGCCUCCUACCGCCCUCUCCCCUGCGCCUCCUCCCAGUGCUCCGCCCUCGAAGUCUCCGCCUGCCGCACCGACUCCUGCCUCUAUCAGGUUAGCUAUGGUGAUGGCUCCUACACAGUCGGCAACUUCGCCACGGAGACCGUCACAUUCGGCACCACCGGCUCCGUCCCCAACGUCGCAAUCGGGUGCGGCCACCACAACGAGGGAUUAUUCGCCGGCGCGGCCGGGCUACUAGGCCUCGGCGGCGGAACCCUAUCCCUAAAUUCCCAAAUCAAAGCGGCCUCGUUCUCGUACUGUCUAGUAAACCGCGACUCCUCUUCUUCCUCCACUCUCGAAUUCAACUCCGCCCGCGCCGCCGACGCCGUCCUCGCUCCGCUCCUCACCAAUCCCCGAAUCAACACCUACCACUUCGUCGCCCUCACCGGAAUCAACGUCGGCGGCCGGCCGGUCAACUUCUCCCCGGACCUCCUCGCGAUCGGCGGCGACGGCCGCGGCGGGGUGAUCAUCGACUCCGGCACGGCGGUGACGCGGCUGAGGUCGGAGGUGUAUAACUCGGUGAGAGAUGCCUUCGCCGGAAUGGCGCGGGAUCUACCGGCGGCAAGCGGGUUCUCGCUUUUCGACACGUGCUUCGAUCUCUCGAGGAUGACGACGGUGAGGGUGCCGACGGUGUCGCUGCAGUUUGCCGGGGGGAAGGCGGUGGCGCUGCGGCCGAGCAAUUUCCUAAUUCCGGUGGACGACGCCGGAAAAUACUGCUUUGCGUUCGCGGGGACGAGCGGGUCGCUAUCGAUAAUUGGCAACGUGCAGCAGCAGGGGACACGUGUCAGUUACGAUUUAGCUAAUAAAGUUAUUGGUUUCAGCCCCAAUAAAUGCUAGGACUCCAAUUAUUACUACUAUAGUAGUAGCUUAUUUUUAAUUUCAAUAAUUCUUAAUCUUAUUUGUACCUCAAAUAUAAUCAAACACGGCUUCAGUUAAAUUUUUGUC